Molecule: messenger RNA, 261 nt
Organism: Iphiclides podalirius (scarce swallowtail)
Lineage: Eukaryota; Metazoa; Arthropoda; Insecta; Lepidoptera; Papilionidae
Source: the annotation of a GenBank genome assembly
AUGAAGGCCAGCUCCAGACGCGGCGCCGCAAAAAAUCCAACAACACAACGGGUCCAAUACGGGCCACCGCACAACAGCACAGGAGUUGGACACUCGGGUACAGCACUAAACAUCGAUAGGUGGGCCAAGGAGGUGCUUAUGUUUAUUCGCGGGACGUCACUAGGCCGGCGAACGCUCGGGGGUCAGAAUCGCUACUGGCCGGUAUCGAGCGAGAGACGGACUACUCCCCCGCGCCGCUCUAAACCAAUUUAUAAUACAUAC